GCCACUCGCGCAAUGCCGUGAUCCUCAUCCUCUCUCCGAUGGCGGGCGCCGCCACACCCUCUCGAUCCGCCGCGCCCUCUUCGCGGCCGGUGCGCGUCGUCCUGCGCGUGCGCCUGUUCCUACCGUCGGAGGCCACCUCUGCGGCGGUGCUCUGCGUCUCCCUCCUCAACAGCCACCUCGGCGGCGAGGUCACCGUCCAGUUCAUGGGCCAGCACACCAGCCGGGGCGAGCAUUAUAAGCUGGAUGCAUUGUUCAGUCAAGAGGACAACAUCAACCAGAUAUUUGACUGGGGGGUCAGCACAGUGAUCCCCGGCAUAUUCGAGGGGGUCAACGCCACGGUCUUCGCCUACGGGGCAACAGGCAGCGGCAAAACAUAUAUGAUGCAGAAAUGUUCAGAGUUAAGACAUGAGCUUCCGAUGAUUUUUAUCUCCCAGGCUGGUUAUUUUCGUCAAUUAAUAUUGACUUCGUACGACACCGUAUUAAUUGAAGAUUAUGACCUGAGUUCGAAGGUAUUGAAUUUUGCCAAUGCCAGGGCUGGCGUUAGUGCACGCCAGCGUCAAAGCUAAGACCACUCUCUGGUACAGCAAGCAGCACCAGCAUCAUCGCUCGAUUCGCGCCGUCCGCGCAGUAGAGGUCCAACUGCCGGCAAUGACAGCUUGAUCCUCAACUCAGUCCCCUCCGCGUCCUCGCGAACCAGAACAGCAGGCUGUUCCUGCAGUCUGAGCUGCGAUCGGGAAGCGUGAGGUAGUCCGUGAAGAUGGAUAUUGACAAUUUUUGUUCAGUGGUGGGUACUUCCUCGAUUUCUGUCGCACUAUGUUUCGGCUAUUCUGCUCCUUGCGGAAAUAAAAAUAUAUUUUUUUUGCGAAGAGGAUGCACUUAUAUAUUAAAAGGAUGCAAACGGAUCAGUACACCCAACUUUUGCAGAAAGGACCCCAAGGAAUAAGAAAAUUACAACCAAAUCCCUACUUCUACUGUAGAUCUUCCACAUCCAGCCCGGCCAUCGAUCCCCAUCUGUUCGCCAAACCGCGCGCACAAGCUGCAAUCCUCCACCAUGAAUCCCCGAAACGAAGGUGCAAACAAUGGAAAGCUGCAGCACAUCCUCCGUAACCGCCCAUCAGCUGUCGAGCCUUUCGAGAUGGUCUUGACACGCGCCUUCUCUUGCCCAGCGGCUUGCACACGCAGGACCAGCAGCAACAAGAAGGGGAAGAACAGACUGUAGUCGAAGAAGAAGAAGAGCCCCGAUUCAACUCCAUCUGAAUCCCGACGAGGAGCUUCAGAUCCGAGUUGAACGAGCCCCACAGAUCCGCCACCGCCACCGGAGCACAUGACGGCGAGGUGGACGGAG
Molecule: messenger RNA, 1345 nt
Organism: Panicum virgatum (switchgrass)
Lineage: Eukaryota; Viridiplantae; Streptophyta; Magnoliopsida; Poales; Poaceae
Product: kinesin-like protein KIN-10C
Exons: 4
Coding region: 39-566 (175 amino acids)
Biological process (GO): microtubule-based movement; mitotic spindle organization
Molecular function (GO): microtubule motor activity; microtubule binding; ATP binding
Source: RefSeq, a predicted model, not a curated record